Messenger RNA from Knipowitschia caucasica, 1002 nucleotides. NCBI's taxonomy places the organism in Eukaryota, Metazoa, Chordata, Actinopteri, Gobiiformes, Gobiidae. The record is from the annotation of a GenBank genome assembly.
AUGAAGCAGGAUCAGAUGGAGGUGAGGGUAGGUCGGUCUUGGGCUUAUCUCGCCAUUCCAUACCCGAACCUCCGCUGGGCCCCUUCACUCCAGGAUGAAAGCAGAAGCAAGCCCGUGGCAGACAAACUGAGACACGGUCCCAGAGGCAGGGACAGGCCUCGUGUGAGCCUGCGAGAGAGGGGCGCUGGUCAGGUGCUCUUAAGCCCUCCCGCACGGGAAUCCCGGACACACAAGACACCUCCGUGGGCCACACAGGCUGAGGGCGACACACAGGCUGAGGGCGACACACAGGCUGAGCGCGACACACAGGCUGAGGGCGACACACAGGCUGAGGGCGACACACAGGCUGAGGGCGACACACAGGCUGAGCGCGACACACAGGCUGAGGGCGACACACAGGCUGAGGGCGACACACAGGCUGAGCGCGACACACAGGCUGAGGGCGACACACAGGCUGAGGGCGACACACAGGCUGAGCGCGACACACAGGCUGAGGGCGACACACAGGCUGAGGGCGACACACAGGCUGAGCGCGACACACAGGCUGAGGGCGACACACAGGCUGAGGGCGACACACAGGCUGAGCGCGACACACAGGCUGAGGGCGACACACAGGCUGAGGGCGACACACAGGCUGAGCGCGACACACAGGCUGAGGGCGACACACAGGCUGAGGGCGACACACAGGCUGAGGGCGACACACAGGCUGAGCGCGACACACAGGCUGAGCGCGACACACAGGCUGAGCGCGACACACAGGCUGAGGCCCUAGCUGAGGGCGACACACAGGCUGAGGGCGACACACAGGCUGAGGGCGACACACAGGCUGAGCGCGACACACAGGCUGAGCGCGACACACAGGCUGAGCGCGACACACAGGCUGAGCGCGACACACAGGCUGAGCGCGACACACAGGCUGAGGGCGACACACAGGCUGAGCGUGACACACACAGGCUGAGGGCGACACACAGGCUGAGGGCGACACACACACACACAGGCUGA